Gigantopelta aegis is the source of this 1425-nucleotide messenger RNA. RefSeq names its product alpha-(1,3)-fucosyltransferase C-like. NCBI's taxonomy places the organism in Eukaryota, Metazoa, Mollusca, Gastropoda, Neomphalida, Peltospiridae. The coding region runs from base 1 to 1068 and encodes 355 amino acids. The record is from RefSeq and is a predicted model, not a curated record. Gene Ontology annotation, cellular component: membrane. Gene Ontology annotation, molecular function: alpha-(1->3)-fucosyltransferase activity. The transcript has 2 exons.
AUGGAGAGGCCCAUCGAACUUUCCAUUAGAAAAGGAAAUCAUUCAUCGGUUAUUGCUAACCAUACAGAGGGAGAGAGCACCACGCCUAAAGAGACGUCUGCUAGAAAACAAAAUACUUCUGCAAACGUUGGAAAAUUAAUCUUAUUAAAAAACAACCCACCAUGGAGUCUACAUUCGAUUGUAGUCAGACAACUUUCUUUAUGUUCUGCUAAGUGCACACUCGUAAAGUCUGGCAAUAACCUCAGCGCUUUUGAUGCUGUUAUAUUCAACGCAGUGGGUUAUCGAGAAAACCUUCCACCUAGAAAGGUCCCAGGACAAGUGUGGGUUUAUUUCACGAUAGAAUCUCCAUACUACAGCGAUGACUAUAAGUUUAACAGGCCGGAAUGGAGAAACAAGUUCAACUGGACUAUGACAUAUAGAGCAGAUUCUAACAUAUUGUAUUCGUAUGGACGUAUACUUAAAAGAGAAAAACCUAUACAGUUAGAUUUUCAAGGAGUAACGAAAAACAAAACAAAACUGGCAGCGUGGUUUGUCAGCAACUGCAGAACGCCAGGCGAACGUCAUAAAUACGUCCAGAAGAUGAAGAAAACGAUUUCAGUUGACAUUUUCGGACGUUGUGGAGAUAAAAAAUGUCCUUCUAAUAAUCGCACCUUCUGCGAUCAGAUGCUUUCUCGGGAUUAUAAAUUCUAUUUGGCAUUUGAAAACAGUUUGUGUUAUGACUAUUUGACAGAAAAGGUGUUUCAAUACAUCAGACAACAAAUUGUCGUUGUGGUAAGAGGAGGCGCGAAUUACAGUAAAUUUUUACCUCCCAAUUCGUUCAUCAACACGGCAGAUUUCAAGAGUCCCAAGCUCCUUGCUGAAUAUCUUCUCUACCUGGACAAAAACCACACGGCGUAUGUAGAGUAUUUCAAGUGGAGGAAUCAUUACUAUGUGGGUACAAAUGAGUCGGCUGGUUGUCAACUGUGUAAAAAACUGUCAAAUGUUACAGCCUAUGCCAAUGUCUAUAAGGACAUUUACUCUUGGUGGCGUAAAGAUACUUGCAAACAACCACAGGAUUUGGGUUCUUGAAACAACAUACAUUCUAUCCCGAGUACUCCGCCGUUCGAGAGCUAGACGGACGUUUGGACGGUUAUAUAGAGAAUAACUAGUUAAAGACGUCGGAUAUCGGCUUUAUCCUGUGACGGUUUCUCAUUCGGUCUGAACAGGAUAAAGCGGAUAUCUUACGUCAUUAACUAGUUAUUAACUAGUUAAAAAAAUAAUGUCGUUUUGUCGUCUCUUCUUAGUUAGGGGGCCUACGUUUCAAACGUUUUGACAUGGUCCUAGCUUGUUAUUCAUAAAAAUAAUAUUUUUGAUAAUGUGGAUAAUAAAGAAACUAUUACACUCGCGUGUGAGUCGUACUGAUUUUACGAAAUUCGUGUCGGGAUU